This is a messenger RNA of Tuber melanosporum (Perigord truffle), 1624 nucleotides long. RefSeq lists its product as uncharacterized. Lineage: Eukaryota; Fungi; Ascomycota; Pezizomycetes; Pezizales; Tuberaceae. The transcript has a single exon. The record is from RefSeq and is a predicted model, not a curated record. Bases 1203 to 1400 code for a protein of 65 amino acids.
CUCGUACUGUACAGUACAUCGCCUCGUCCCCGCUAUCUAUCCACAGUACUCGUAAAUUAUUAUGCCUGGCCAUCGUCCGCUCAUCAAAAUCUCAUCAUCUACCGUCCAAUACGCUACCAGCACUCCGCAGUGGGAUACCGGCACUAUACCCGAGCGAUAAAAAAGGAUACCGGAUAAUAGAAUAAGCCUGAAGCUCAACAAUAAGCUCCCCCCCCGACGAUAUCUACCGGUACCCACGGCCCCCCGCUGCUAUCAUAUGUUAGCUUAUUCCCUCCAUGAGCCCUCGCAUCCAAUCCUUCAUUCCCCGGCCUCACCACCUCACUCCAAAGCUCUCGUACCGGUAUUGCCCACGGCUAAAGCUCAAGCCACGAAACCCAACCCCGACCGGGGCCGGGGUUCACGACGGAGUAGGUGCCGGUACCGAUAUGAUACCAGUACGAGUACUAGUACUUUCCACGUUCUCUAAUCCGCCAGCACGGGUCCAAAUAAGCAAGUAGGUCUAUGAGCACCGGGGUUCUCCGAGUUAUGAUACCAUGUCGUCGGCACGUGUUAUGAUAUGUCUCCGGGAUGCCAUGCCGAGUAACACAGCACCCGAAGAAGAUUUCCUUCCUUCAACCCGUUUGCCGCCUUUUUCGAUCGGUUCGUGCUGAGUUUGCUUUUUUACUUUUUUUUCCUUCACUUUUCUUUUCUUUUUGCAUUUUUCGGGGGGGGUACGGUGAAGGCGGCGGAUUAUGGUGUGGUACCGGUAUCCCAUGGACUGCUGAAACGUUGAAGAAGAAAAAAAAUGUUUGUGUCCCGUGGCUUUCGGGGCGGCGGCGUUUCAGCUGUAGCCGGUAUUUCCAUGGAUUUGUUUGCCGUGUACAGUACGAUAUACGCGUGCGUGGCAGACGGGGCUAGAUUUUGGGUGGUUUUGGGGUCGGGAUGGAUUCUGAGUCGUGAAAUAUGUGGUGAGAAGCAGGCCUACAGGUAACUUAUGAGUUUCUCCCCUUGACUCUCGACUUGUAGAUACAAUACAUGUGCAUUAAUUAUGUCCUGGCCGAUGACAAUCCGGAUAGGCGAACCGACGGGACUUCGAGUUGGAAGCUGCCUUGGGCCACUUGCUCUGACGCCGUGUCGGGCACCCCUGCAUCUUGCGCUGUCGGAGGUGUAUUUGCCUUCUUCGUGUUUCCGGCUUGUGUGAUAGCACCUCCGAUUCGAGGUAUAUGGUAAUCCUCUCCCGUUCGCUCAUGUCUUGCUCAAUCGGAUUAGUGUUUCCUGGCUCAUCGCUGGGUACUGUACCGCCGUUUCCCCCCAACCGCCAAUUUCAUGCUCCGUCCCAGUUGUUGGGGGUAGAGAAUUCAAAGGAUGGGGGAGACGCUAGGAUGCUAUCUAUAAAAGUAAAGAACAAGGCAGAAGGUUAGGAAAGCUGGAAAGCUUCGGGGGUUUAAAAGCUGGGGUACGAUGCAGUGAUAAGAUAUCUUUGCUCAAUAACUUGAAAGUCUGGAAAAAGUUUUUUGUCAGUUAUCAUAUAAUAAUAAUUAUUAUUAUGAAAAGAACAUGCAUCUAGAAGCAGGUAUCAUAUGAGCAAAAAAACUUAAAGUGAACAAGCUAGCAAAAAAAAAAAAAAAAUCUUUUUCAAUUUAAA